CCGGAAUUCGGAGCUAAGGCUGCCGCGCUCCGGCAAAACGCGCUUGGUGAGGUCGUUAAAGAUUUCCCCCUCUGGAAAAUCGCCAGGGAAAAGUGGUGAAAAACGAAGCCGGGAGGGCCCUAGUCUCGGGAGUCUAGGAGGAGCCCAACCCCCGGACCUAAUGCCGCAGGGAGAAAAGACAGAGCAGCGAGCGCAGAUACCAUCCUAACUCCAAGAAAAGGGAACGACUUUUACCGCAGGAAGAACCUAGGCCUGGAAGCCACGCGAGAUCUGGGGGUCGGGAUCACGUUGCGUUGCCUAGCGACAGCAAGGACGCUCGUGGGACCCCAAGCUAAACCCCGCUGUAGCCUUAAAUCUCCUACCAUGGAGGAAGAAGGCGGCGGCCGCAGCUGUGGGACCACUAGGGAGCUGCAGAAGCUGAAGCAGCAGGCGAUGGAGUACUACCGGGAGAACGACGUUCCGCGCAGGCUGGAAGAGCUGCUCAACUCCACCUUCUACCUCCAGCCUGCCGACGUCUACGGGCACCUGGCAAACUGCUUUUCUAAACUUGCAAAGCCUCCCACCAUAUGCAAAAUAGUGGGGAAAGACGUACUAGAUGGACUGGGGCUUCCAACCCUGCAAGUGGACAUAUUCUGCACCAUUCAAAACUUUCCCAAGAACGUAUGUUCUGUGGUGAUCUCGACUCAUUUUGAAGUCCAUGAGAACGCUCUGCCCGAGCUGGCCGAGGCGGAGGAGGCAGAGAGGGCCAGCGCGGUGAGCACUGCCGUGCAGUGGGUCAACAGCACCAUCACGCACGAGCUCCAGGGGAUGGCACCCUCUGACCAGGCAGAGGUGGAUCACCUACUCAGGAUAUUCUUCGCAAGUAAAGUACAAGAAGAUAAGGAGAGAAAAGAAUUGGAAAAGAGCCUGGAAUACUCAACAGUGCCUACACUUCUACCUCCAGUACCACCACCACCACCCCCUCCACCUCCUACCAAAAAAAAGGGGCAAAAGCCAGGGAGGAAGGAUACUAUUACAGAGAAACCUAUUGCACCUGCAGAGCCUGUUGAGCCUGUACUCAGUGGCAGUAUGGCCAUAGGGGCCGUGUCACUAGCUGUUGCCAAAGCCUGUGCCAUGCUGCUUAAUAAGCCUCUGUACUUAAGUAUCGCUCUACUGAAGCACAAUCAGGAACAGCCAACAACGCUAUCUAUGCCUUUGCUGAUGGUAUCGCUGGUCAGCUGUGGGAAGUCAUCAUCUGGGAAGCUCAAUUUAAUGAAAGAAGUGAUUUGUAUACCCCAUCCUGAAUUAACAACCAAACAAGGUGUCGAGAUGCUUAUGGAAAUUCAGAAACAUAUCAACAAAAUAAUUGAAAUGGUAUGUAAAGAGAUUCUAUGGUAUCUACAGCAGAUCACUGGCAAGAUGUCUCAUCUUGGCUGUUUAACCAUUAACUGUGACUCCAUAGAACAGCCACUGCUUCUAAUACAGGAAAUCUGUGCAAACCUGGGGCUAGAACUGGGAACAAAUCUGCAUCUAGCUAUCAACUGUGCUGGACAUGAGCUGAUGGACUACAAUAAAGGAAAGUAUGAAGUGAUCAUGGGCACAUACAAAAAUGCAGCGGAGAUGGUUGACCUGUAUGUGGAUCUGAUCAAGAAGUACCCUUCAAUUAUUGCCUUAAUUGAUCCUUUCAGGAAGGAGGACUCUGAACAGUGGGACAGCAUCUAUCACGCACUUGGUUCCAGGUGUUACAUAAUUGCAGGAACUGCUUCCAAAAGCAUUUCUAAACUUCUAGAGCAAGGAAACAUCAGCAUCCCCAAAUCCAAUGGGCUGAUCAUAAAACACACAAACCAAACUACAAUGUCUGACUUGGUGGAAAUAACCAAUCUGAUUGACAGUAAGAAGCACAUCACUGUCUUUGGAAGUACAGAAGGAGAAUCAUCUGAUGACAGCCUUGUCGAUUUGGCUGUUGGGCUUGGUGUCCGGUUCAUCAAGUUGGGGGGUCUUUCCCGUGGUGAACGAGUGACUAAAUACAACCGCCUUCUCACUAUAGAGGAAGAACUUGUCCAGAAUGGAACACUGGGCUUCAAAGAAGAACACACUUUUUUUUACUUUAAUGAGGAAGCUGAAAAGGCUGCGGAGGCACUUCAGGCUGCUGUGGCUAGGGAGCCGCUGGUGCCCACCUUCCCCACACAAGGUGUAGAGGAAUCAGCCGAAACAGGAGCAUCCUCUGGAUAGGGCUGUACACACCCCAGGUUCCAGCCACACCAUCAGUAUUGGUAGACCGGGAGGUCUGAAGUACGGCGCCGUAUCUCCACAUGGAGUUUCCUCUUCAACUUCACCAACUCUUGUGGUUUUUAUUCUUCUAAUUCCACUGUUUGGUAAAUUACAUAUAUGAUGUUUUUGCCUGAAAUUCUAUCUGUGAACUUCGUUUUGCAGCCACCACACUUCCAUGUGGAUUUUGUUUGUCUAUUAGCGCUCCUGUCCAUUUUUCAGGGACACGCUCCAGUAAAAGAGGCCAAUAUUUUUGUUGCCAACUCCACACUCAGUCAAACACCCCAUCCUUUACCAAUCAGAAUAUCUCUGAGAACAAAAACCUAAUGACCCUAGAAGCUCUCUGUGCUGGGAACAGAUGUCCAUCUUCUGUGUUUAUUCUACAUGUCUGUGCUGAAAAGCACUGACACAUUUUUGUAGCCAACCUCACGUAGAAGUGUGAGAGCAUCACCAUUUUUUGUAAGAGCCAGUUUCAUCUCACUUUCCUACCCUUGAUCCCUUUUUUCCUAAUUCCCUCUCCUUUUUAAAUUUUAGUUUUUCUUGUAUUAUUUUUAUCUUUGCAAGUCUUCUUAGAUCCUUUUUUGGAGUAAGAAUGAGUAUAAAUGAAUAAGCACAUCAGUAAAUGAAUGAAUAUUCUCAAGGUUAUUAAAUGCCCAGUUAUUUAUACUACAGCAUUUAAAAAGCAAUCCGCAAGUGAUAAAAAAAAAAAAAAAAUGAUGUGACAUAUCCGUUGCCUGAAUUGCCUCUUUUGUAAGCCAGUGUUGGGAUUAUAGCAGAGGAGUAGCAGAAAUAAAUAUAUUCAGACACAAACAUAUAGAUAUAAUAAUAUCCAACCACUUUAUAUGUUUUAGGGUCUCGUUAA
This is a messenger RNA of Gorilla gorilla gorilla (western lowland gorilla), 3109 nucleotides long. RefSeq names its product enolase 4 (gene ENO4). The record is from RefSeq and is a predicted model, not a curated record. Gene Ontology annotation, molecular function: phosphopyruvate hydratase activity; magnesium ion binding. Lineage: Eukaryota; Metazoa; Chordata; Mammalia; Primates; Hominidae. Gene Ontology annotation, biological process: glycolytic process. The transcript has 13 exons. Gene Ontology annotation, cellular component: phosphopyruvate hydratase complex. The coding region runs from base 364 to 2211 and encodes 615 amino acids.